This is a messenger RNA of Athalia rosae (coleseed sawfly), 5835 nucleotides long. RefSeq names its product fibroblast growth factor receptor substrate 2. Gene Ontology annotation, cellular component: cytoplasm. The record is from RefSeq and is a predicted model, not a curated record. The coding region runs from base 544 to 1983 and encodes 479 amino acids. Gene Ontology annotation, biological process: cell surface receptor protein tyrosine kinase signaling pathway. The transcript is spliced from 4 exons. NCBI's taxonomy places the organism in Eukaryota, Metazoa, Arthropoda, Insecta, Hymenoptera, Athaliidae.
ACUGCUUGUUAAGACUUUUAUCAGAUACGAUAAUCCAGGCUUAAAUUAUUCUUGAGUGAUUUCUGCUUAGAUCCCAAGGAUAAUAUAAGAUACAAACAUGAACAAGUAUCAUUCAUUCACAAUUUAUGUAUUCAUUAGUGGUUAUACAAUGAGAUGCAUUUUACUUUAGCUUACUCCACAUGUAAACAUCCCUUCUCUACUUUUUGCAUUUGAUGCAUCAAGCAUUGCUUAACAAUAAACUUGGUUGUGUUGUGUAAUAAUAAUACUAGUUGUUAGGCUCUCAUUUGAUCGACAUAUUUUAUCUCUGUGUGACGAUCAAAACAAAGAUUUCGUGUAAAUAAAACCAGUGGCAUCAUGAGUAGUUCAGAUUUAAAGAACAUUGAUGGUUAUUAUUUAAUAUCAUCAGCUAUAAAAUCACUGCAGGAGGAUGACAAUAUAUUUUAAUUUCUCUUAAGGUCCACCACUAUCAUUCAUUGGCGGAAUCCCAUUUAUUAUCAAUUCUUGAUAAUGCGACUUACUUUACAUGAAUUGUAUUGAAGAAGAAUGGGGUGCGUUAACAGUAGGGCGGACAUUAAUGAUCUUCACCCAAAUAUUUUUCAAGUGAUGAACGUCGAUGACCUGGGUAACUUGAUAACACCUGGUCAAUUAGAAAUCACAGAUUUAGACAUAGUUUUGUAUCAGCGUGGUAAGCAGCCAGUGAAGUGGCCCUUGCGCUGCUUACGUCGCUAUGGUUAUGAUGCCGAAAUAUUCAGCUUUGAGUCUGGGAGACGCUGUUCUACCGGGCCUGGCAUUUAUGCUUUCAAAUGUCGCAGGGCUGAGCAAUUAUUCAACCUUGUCCAAACUAAUAUUCAGGUUUGUAACAGUAGCGGGGAUGACACAAUAUCAAGAGACCUUCCAGUUGCUUCGCAUCCUGUAUCCACGGUAACGACACGAGUGAUGAUGCCUUUGGAGCCUAAUUAUCUAGAUCCGACCCCAGCAAGGAGCAGUAGUCGCAUAGGCCCAAGAUUUUCUCACAGCCAGCAAAAUGGAAUUGGAAGAUUAAGUAGCGUAGGAAGCAGUAGUGGUCCCAUGUCACCUCAAGGGACUAUGGGGUCUCCGUCGCCGCCGCCUAUGCUACCACCACCGCCGCCGGUUCCCCAUCCUCCUCCAUCCUCAAUCUACGUCAACGAAGAAGUGCUGACGUCAGCCACCAUUGAAUUAGAACACAAUAAUAACAAAAGUCUUAGGAGAACUAUGCAGAGGUCCUGUACAGUGAGUAGCAAUACAUCGAGUAGCGGUUUCAUCAUUCCGGAUCAGAUGACUAUAUCCACGAGUCAGGAGCCCAGCUAUCGAAAUAGACCGCCACCUCUCCCAUCGGCGUCGUACAUCAACGUCGAUCUGAGUAGCGAUGCCAGUCCAUUGUCUCCGUCACAUAGUAUUUCUGAGUCUACACCUUUAAGGGAAGAAUCCAGCGAAAUUGACGGAGCUGAGCACGCAUACAUGAAUAUCAGUCCUGGGCAAGAGAAUUAUGACACAGGGACGACUAAAACACGCCCGUCGUUAUUGCCACAAGUCCAACCUGACUGGGAAGACGAGCCUCGGCAUUGUUACGCGAAUCUUGAAUCGAGUGAUAUUGAAGGGUUGAAAAAGAGAUUUUCAGGAAUAUCGUCGACAGAAAAAUCUCCGCUGCUACCUACCACUCCACCCGCGGGGCUAGUCAGAGAGGUGAAUUAUGCUGUUUUGGACCUGGACCACAAAGAUAAUUCGUCAGCUGUGAGCCCAGAAGGUAAUGUUAAUACAACAAAUACUCUAGUUCCACCCGACUCACCUAAUAAGCCGUUAAAAGGAUACGCGACAAUAGAUUUUAAUAAAACCACGGCGCUUUCACAUUCUGUUAACCCUAAUCUUGUUAAUGACAAUGAGGGCUCUAGGAAAACCCGCCACAAUUCGACGAUCAACGACUUGACAGCUCCAUCUAGACAUAGUUCGUCUAUUAGCGAGUGACCCACACUACUAUAUACCUUUAUUAUUUUAGAGGUAUCUCGAAGAGAGUUUAUUUUAAAUACAACCCAGGUUCUUGUAUAAUAUGUCUGCUUUUAUAGCUUGUCAAAUUAAAAAAAAAAAUGUCUUCAUGAAGAAAUGUUCUAGGUAGAAUGUGAAUAUACGAGUUGAGUACUUUUUUAUAACAUGGGCCACGUUUCUAAGAAACGUUUCAAUUUUUUAACUGCGACUAUGUUAUGAACAUGAUAUAAGAUAAUGCAUCAUAGAAUGUAUGAUGGAUUGAUGAUUCUUGUCUGUAAAAUUUCAGUAAUAUGCGAGGUUGCUACUCACAAUUAUCUCAGACUCCGACAAGACUGGCGAAUAUGAAAUGAUGUAUUCUGUUUUUUGAAUUCGUUUUGGGACUUAGUCAAAAACAUUAAAUUAAACCCUGCCCCUUUAACGACGCUCAGUUUUUGAAGGAUAUUAUAGAAGUAACACAGACGGCACAAUUGCACUAUCCUCAGCCUUGUUAGGUCGAAAGUAACGUGAACUUCACUUUCGUACUUUCAAACCGACUGAAUUUUCAGUAAAUACUUUCGUAGAGUUAUAUAAUAUGAAUAUAUGAUGAUCAUUUCAAGCUGCUAAUAGAAUUUAUCUCAAAAUUGAACAACGAAAUAGAAGAUUUAAAACUAAUCAUCAAACUGUGACCUGUUAUCCGUGCAUAUAUUUUCGUCCAUGUGAUUCAGAGGCUGCGAUAUUGAUUGAAUAUGAGAAAUGCUCAAUGCUCUGUGAACUUCUUUCACAUGCUUCAAUUUGUAUAUAGUGUUCCAAUUACUGUUGAUAUUGUAAUUAGAACAUCUACAAGACAGCCAGUAACGUCUUGUAUUCUGUUUGAUGCCUUUUGAAGCUAUAUGGUACAUUACUGAUCUUAUAUCGUGUACAUAGACAUACUCGUAUCAAUAGUUUGAGGACAGUUGACACGGUGAUAUGAUAUGUAAAUGUGAUAGGUGUAAGGCCUAUGAAUUGAUAGUAAAUUAAGUAUCGCAAGGCUCGUUCGAAAGUGAAACAUAUGUUUCAAUGGGGAAGAGCUUGUUAGCCAUUAUGCCAAAUCAUGAGUAGCUUAUUUUUGGGCCACGUAAUUCUUAUGUCUGCCAAAGAAUUAUUCAAUAAAUUGAAGUAAAACUUAUGAAAUUCUUUAAUUUAGAGAAUUUCAGUUUAUUGGUACCAUAAAUUCGGAUAGUAACUAAUUUCUUUUUUUACAAAUCUAAGAAACCAAUCAAGUUUUUUAUCUAAUGUAAUGUUUACAUAACUUUUAGUGAGUAAUGAUAAGAUUCGUGGUCCGAGAAGAAAAUACUCAUUAAUAGCUUUCUUAAAUUAAGUAGACUUAGAAACUUUGUGAAGUGGUUAAUUUAAGAGGAAGUUUUGUAAAUAAAGUCGUACGUUCCUUCGCACGAGUCUUGUAUGACAAAAUAUUACGUAACGGACAAUUAAUAGCAGCGGUAAAUUAGGUAUAGAUAUGCCAAAAGAAUAUUAAAUGUUUGUAUGAUGCAGGCCAAAGAAAUUAGUAUAACCAGAUUGUGUUUAAUAAGCAAAUCGAUUUCUGGUACUUCUGCUGAGGACAUAAUAUCUUUUUUUUUGUACAUUCUUUGGAAUGCUCCUUCAGUUAAUCAAAAGCGCACUGCGAUAUUACAAUCAAUUUGGUGAAUUACUUUUUUAUUAACAAUGUGAAAAAUAAUGCCUUGAAUUUAGAUAAAUAUCAAUUGCUUUUCUGAUGGCAGCAGCUUAAAACCAAUGAUUGUCUUCUUGUCCUCAAUAAGAAUGUUUACCAAAGCGGCAUAGAGCAUUUGCUCUCUAAUCGAAACAAAUAAAAGAUGUAGAAAAAUAUUUUGUAACCAUAAAUCUCUAAAAAAAAGUUGUACAUUGGAAAAACUGGAAAGGCACAAAGUUUUUAGAGAUCAUGUAUACCAUUCCAACACGCAAUAUGUUAGACAACUGUAGCAAGUAAUAAUAAUAGGUAAUUCAUUAUUUGACUUCCACGGGUAUAAUUAUAACCAUCGAUUCGUUUGCAAUGAAAUGAAUAAUUGUACGCCUUUUCUCAGAAAUCAUCUUCCACUAUUAAAUGAUUACUCAUUUCUCAAAUGAGAUUUCAAUAGACGGGAUUUUUUUUCUUUCAACUCAAUUCGCCCCAGCUCUGGAUUCUGAUAUAUUAUCUGCUCAAAGUACAUUAUUGGAUUCUGGUUGCGGCUAUACAGUAAAGCAGUGCACCGGAAAAAACAUUUCCGUUAAAAUUCUCUGUUACAAGUCAUCAAUUAUAGGGAUCUCUGUUCUACGCGGACAAUAGAUCGCUUACGGCCUAUAUUAUGUUAUUUAUUAUUUUUAUGAGCUGUGCAAACCUAUAAUUAUAUUUAGAUGUUGAUAAUGAUUAUAAAAAACGACAUAUACAUGUUAUAUGACAGAUUAAGCUUUAGAUUAUAAAUAUGAAAAGUUUCGACCAGCCAAAGAGUUUAUCGGUCCUGUUGAUUCAGCUCACUGCAUAAUUUACUGUUUAGUAAAUUGCAUUUUAUUUUAUUAUUUUUUUUUUAAAUUUAUUACAUAUAAGUGCGCAAUGUUAUAAUCUACGACAAUAUUGUCGCAAGAAAUGGAGCAUCAACAUACCACAGCAGUCCUAUUUUGAAUUAUUGGUUUACCUGACCCGUUUUAGAACUCUUUCGAAACAUAACACAUUUAUUAUCCCAUAAAAGUAAUGUUACUUGAAAGAGUUAUCGUACUUGAAAAUACGUUCUAUAACUUCAGUUCUACAAAUUUUGUUCCAUAUUAUUAUUUGAGUUUCUUCCAAACGAAACAUCAGCAUAUGCUAAAAUGAUGUUUAUUUCAUAGUUGUAAAUUCUAAAUUAGCGUAAAUAAAAUGUCGAAUUAGCUAUAAUAUUGAUAAAUAGAUAAAGUACCUUGUUAGGUUGAUACAGCGCAAGUACCAACAAUAAAAAAGCAUUGCUCCAUUUUUCAGCUACAAUGACACAACCAUAUUUGCUAUAGGGAUGUACAUCGAACUGAUUUUUUAUUGAGAUAAUAAAUAUAUUAUAUGUAUGCAGAAUUAGAUAUUAGAUCUAUAUUACUAGAUAGUCAGAAUGGAGGACAAAUUUCAACUGCCAACGAAUUUUAAGUAAUGGAGCGAAACUGAUUGAAUAAAUUCGACCAACAAUUAUAAUUUCUAUAUUUGAAAAAAAUUUCGGAAAAAAUUCGCCUUGCUUCAUGAACAAUUCUAUUACAAUAUAAUCCUCAUUCAACAUUCCGCCAAUCUAACAAAUGACAAAACCAUCAAUACGUAGAAAAUGUUCAAUUUAGUGUUGAGUCCAUUUGAUAUUCGCAGUUGAGAUAUGACCUAAAACAGAUAGCAGGUAUAAUGUACAUCAGUAAUUCAUGGAUUUGUAAAAAUAAAAUUGAGACACACUGAUUUGCGAGUAGAACUAGAAGUCGGUUAAUCUUAAGAUUUGUCCCAGAGGUAGCAAUACCCGAGCAUUCAUUGACAAUUAAUUGACAUCGAAUAUAAAAUUUUUUUAUAGAAUAAUUUUUGGUUUUUAGAAUUCACUGACUAUUCAAUAUCACAGACGGUGAACUACUGACAUAAUACCAUGUAAAUUCAUAUUCGGAAGCAACAACUAUUCAUGUACCGGAAUCAACAUCGUACCGCUUAUCUCGUAUUUUUAUGAAUCCAUCACAAUAUAUCUAACAUCAAUGCAUAUUUUAAUAAACUGUAGCUUAUAGAAUUAUUUUAUAAAUAAUUGUACAUAAACAACCAAAGAAGCACAUCUCAUUUCGUUGAUUUGUGCCUCAUUUUGAAAUCAUACCACAUGGAAUAUAUGAAAAUGUUGUACAAAA